This is a messenger RNA of Arachis stenosperma, 1433 nucleotides long. RefSeq names its product GDSL esterase/lipase At1g28590-like. The transcript has 5 exons. The coding region runs from base 62 to 1225 and encodes 387 amino acids. The record is from RefSeq and is a predicted model, not a curated record. Lineage: Eukaryota; Viridiplantae; Streptophyta; Magnoliopsida; Fabales; Fabaceae. Gene Ontology annotation, molecular function: hydrolase activity, acting on ester bonds.
AUGGUAAGAAUAUAACACUUAGAUUCAUUAUAUCAUUAGAUUCCCUCAUCUUCAGCAUUGUAUGGCUUCUUCAUCAUGGGUUUGGUUUCUGGUGGUUCUUGCCGUACACGUGGUUGCCGGGGCAACACCAUUAUCUUCCUCAAAUCGGUGCUACAGAGCAAUAUACAGCUUCGGAGAUUCUCUCGCCGACACCGGAAACUCCAACUAUGAUACUAAUCAUACACUCUCUUCAUCACAAACUUUGGCAUUACACGUUCCUUAUGGAGAAACCUUUUUCCAUCACCCUACUGGAAGAUGGUCUGAUGGCCGCCUUAUCAUCGAUUUCAUCGCUGAGAAGAUGGGGUUCCCACUGCUGAAGCCGUAUCUGGGAAUAAAGAGCGGGACGAUAAAAGAUUGGAAGCCAACGGAGGGGGUGAAUUUUGCGGUUGCAGGAGCCACUGCUUUAGAUUCAAGCUUCUACUUAGAGAAGGGGAUCUCUAAUGUUGUUACAAACUACUCUUUGAGAGUGCAGUUACAUUGGUUCACAGAGGAGUUGCUCCCUUCUAUCUGUCAUUCUCCUUCAGAGUGUAAAGAAGUACUUGGGAGCUCGUUAUUUCUUGUGGGUGAGAUUGGUGGCAAUGACUUCAACCAUCAUCUAUUUUUACGCAAGAGUAUUGAAGAACUCAGGACAUACGUACCCAAUGUGAUUAAUGAAAUCUCUUUGGCUAUCAGGAAACUGAUUGAUUUGGGAGCUCAAACUCUCCUAGUUCCUGGAAACUUCCCUCUUGGAUGCAAUUAUGUCUAUUUGUCAAUGUUCAAGACUGAAGAUAGUGAAGCAUAUGAUAAAAUUGGUUGUCUCAAGUGGUUAAACAAGUUUGCAGAAUACUUUAACAAGCAACUUUAUGGUGAAAUAAAUCGACUCCAAGUGCUUCAUCCCAAUGUCAAUAUCAUCUAUGCAGAUUAUUAUCAUGCUGCCUUGCAAAUAUAUCAAUCCCCCACACAUUUUGGAUUCAAAGAAUCAUUACUUAGUGCUUGUUGUCCACCUGCUGGGAUUCCAAACAAAAUCAAGGGACCAAUUGAUUGUGGCAAACCAGGAGUUACUGUUGUUUGUGAUGAUCCAUCCCAAUUUAUUUCUUGGGAUGGUUUACACCUCACUGAGGCAGCAUAUAAAUUGAUUGCAAAAGGUUUAUUAAAUGGACCAUAUACUAAUCCUAGUAUUGGUAGCUCAUGUGAUUCAGAAAUAUAACUAUAUAUAUAUAUCAAAUCUAUUUGUUUUUAAAGUGUUAGAAGUAUAUAUAGUAGCUCAGACAACUUGUUUUUGAGAGUUUGAAAGGCUUCCAUAUAUAUGUUGAGAUCAUCAACCAAUGUACCACAUUUAGUAGCAUCCUUAAAGACGCAAUUAGAUAAUUAGAAAUUGUUCUUGUAAAUUCUAAUUUAAUUAUUCGCUUAUUGAA